AUGUUCAUCGGUUACAGGUACUACUGCGUACAACAGAUAUACGUUGGUAUCAUCCAGAUUAUGAAAUCUGCCACAAGGUCUAAAAGUGCAGAAAUUUUCAAAUUUUUAUUGACCAACGGAGUCGACAUUAAUACCGCUAAAAAAAGAGGUCCGAACAUUUUGCAAGCAGCUUUACUUUGGAGCCCGAUUGAAACGGUCGAGCUUGUGAUACAAAAAUUACACUUGGACUGUGAAAAUCAAGACGCCUUCAAAGCUAUCGAUGAUAUUCAAAAAUGCCACAAAAUUGUGAUGUUCUUAUUGGAUAAAAAAAUAGAUAUCAAGUAUCCCAAAUCGAAGUUUUCUCUUCUGCUUUCUUUCGCCCUGAAGUUCGGAGAAGAAAAAACCUUCGAAUUAGUUUUACAGAAUAAAGGCCACGACUUUGAUAUCGAUGCAGUAAGUCCAUAUGAUAAGAAUUGCAUGCUUCAUCGUGCUAUUCUUUUAAACAAAAUUCCGCAAGUGCAUCUUCUUCUUGCUUAUGGUGCAAAUAUUGAAUUGGAAGAUAGCUGUGAAUUCACUCUACUUGCACGAGCAUGUCAGAAAGGUCGAAUGAAUCUAGUAGAACUUCUGGCAGACUACGGAGCCAAUUUCAAUAGUAAAAAUAAACGUACCAUGCUUCACCAUGCUGUUAUUGGUGCCAAUAUUGAGAUCAUUGAUCUUUUGAUACGUAUGGGCCUUAACAUUAAUGCCGAAAACGAUUAUAGUGAGCCACCACUCUGUCAUGCAACCAAGGGAAAUGCUAAAGUUCAAUCAGUGCCAUUGAUAGAAUUUCUAAUAGACAACGGCGCUAAUUUCGAUCUUAGUUUGCUUCUAGAUUACGAUACGCAACAUCCUGAUGUUGUCGAACUUUUAUUGGAAUUGAGUGACAAUUUUAAAGAUAAGGACAUCCGAGGAAUUCUACCGCUUCAAUUUUUCCUCGAAUUUGCAAGAAAAAUAACGAUUAAUACUGAGCUUCUUAUUGCUUUCAUGACUACAAAUCAAAUUAAUAUUAAGAAUGCGCUAAAGAACUGCUAUUAUCUUCAUUUUAAUGGAGCUAGAGUGGACCAGUUUUACCAGAAUUGCAAACUUGAAGUUUCGCGAAUGAAAAACGUCAAAUUCAAUGAGGAUGAACCUUUUUCCUUAUACGAUUUUCUAACCGGUGACUUAAUUCUUUCCUUCACCAUUCCGCUUCCUCCUUCCUUCUAUACUUCACCAUCUUACCCAUGA
This is a messenger RNA of Belonocnema kinseyi, 1242 nucleotides long. Its product is annotated as putative ankyrin repeat protein RF_0381. Gene Ontology annotation, molecular function: protein binding. Lineage: Eukaryota; Metazoa; Arthropoda; Insecta; Hymenoptera; Cynipidae. The transcript is spliced from 5 exons. The coding region runs from base 1 to 1242 and encodes 413 amino acids. The record is from RefSeq and is a predicted model, not a curated record.